Molecule: messenger RNA, 4725 nt
Organism: Halichondria panicea
Lineage: Eukaryota; Metazoa; Porifera; Demospongiae; Suberitida; Halichondriidae
Exons: 1
Coding region: 1232-4696 (1154 amino acids)
Molecular function (GO): nucleic acid binding
Source: RefSeq, a predicted model, not a curated record
AUUACGUAAUGUUAUGUAUGCCAUGUGCGUUGAGAAGUAUCUCACUGCAAAAAUCGAAAUAAGUGUUAACGUUUGAACUAUCUAAUAUAAUCCUAGUCAGCAGUAGCACCUCAGUGCAUGGAAUAGCUCUCUCUCCGAAAUAUUACAUGGUCCUUCGAACCGGAUAGAGCUACUAAGCUGUGAAGAGCCGUUUAGAGAAACUUCCAAAAUUGAAGAACGUGACCUCCAAUGGCGGAAGAACUAACGCGGAAGAGGAGAGUGAGAGGCGGCCACAAGGCGUCCGCCACUAGGAUAAUGACAAGAGUAGAGGAGAUGCUGAGCUCUGGAGAUGAACCACAACGAGCUGUGUUGAACCAGUUAAGCAUGAGCCUCAAGGAGAAGCUGGAGGAGAUUAAGCUACUGGAUGCUGAGAUUCUGACGCUUGUGGGAGAUGAUGAACUGGAGGAUGAGAUUGGGCGAGCUGACCACUACAAGGAGCGUGUCUACGCCAGCCUGAUCGAGAUUGAGGCUCCAGUGACAUCUUGGGUCCCUGCAAGGACUACACCCGCAAUGGGCUAUGCCAGCAGUAAGGUCAGACUACCUAAAUUAUUGAUUAAGCCUUUCAAUGGGAUUUUAACUCAAUGGACUCCCUUUUGGGACUCGUAUAAGUGUGCAAUUCAUGAGAACCCCGAGCUUUCAAAGGUUGAUAAGUUUAAUUAUUUGAGGUCUAUGGUGUCUAAUACGGCCCUCGAGGCAAUAUCUGGUUUGACCCUCACAGAUGCUAAUUAUGACGAAGCGAUCGAUCUAUUGCAAAAGCGAUUUGGUAAUAAACAACUUAUCAUAAAUAAACACAUGGAGCAAUUGCUACAUGUCGAUGGGGUGGCCUCCCAGAAUGAUACCAAAGGGAUCAGACAAUUGUACGAUGUGAUCGAAUCGAACGUACGAAGCCUCAAAUCGUUAGGGGUCAGUGCCGAGUCGUAUGGAUCGUUGUUAUCAUCUGUUUUAAUGAGUAAGCUACCGUCCGAAUUGAGAUUAAUCGCUAGUCGAAAGUUUGGAGACAGUGAAAGUUGGGAUUUUACAGAGCUAUUGGGUGUAAUUGAAGAGGAGGUUCAGGCUCGAGAACGGUCAACAACACGGGCGAAUUCUGAACCUACGCGGGGAACUGAAACCCGUCGACCAAAGGAACACCCGACUGGAGCGGCACUAUUUACCGAGACCACCACACUCAAAUGCUGCUUUUGUGAACGAGAGCAUGCUUCGCAAGAUUGUCGAACGGUUGCAAGCAUUGAGUCUCGUCGCGAGGUUAUCAGAAGAACUGGUAGAUGCUACAUAUGUCUUGGAAAGGGGCAUGUGUCCCGGAACUGCCGCAGCCGAAUCAAGUGUCGUAGUUGCAAAGGAAGGCACCAUGUCGCGAUAUGUUCAGGCCAACCUAGGCGAAAGGCACCAGAAAAACAAACAACAGGAAUCACCUCGUACAGGAGGGCUCGACCCUGAAGCCCCCCCUUUCCAGCUACCAAAAACGGGAUUAUUAUGGACGUAUUCUAGUAAACCUGUACUUCUUCAAACAGCAAGAGCCACUGCAUACAAUCCAGACUGUCCGUCAACCUCUUUGAGUGUUCGAAUGGUGAUGGAUACUGGCAGCCAGAGAUCAUACAUUACAAACAGUGCGAGGAGCCGACUCGAGUUGACCGCUGCAGGAGAACAACGUAUGACUAUCAUGACAUUUGGGUCCGCCCAGAAUGGUGACAGUGUCUGUGAAUAUGUAAAACUAGGGCUCAAGCUGAAGAAUGGGGAGACGCAAAAUCUCUCACUGUUCACUGUACCUACGAUCUGUGAGCCGUUAAAGCCUCAUCCCCUCGUUGACUAUAGAAGGACAUAUCCACACUUGAGUGGAUUAGAGUUUGCUGACGAUCCGGAAGACGCUGAGACAAUCCAUGUGGAUAUGCUAGUUGGGUCUGAUCACUAUUGGGACCUCGUAACCGGAGCACUGCAGAGAGGAACAAACGGGCCAGUUGCCAUCGAAACGAGACUCGGAUGGGUUCUCUCUGGUCCUAUUUCCACUCCGAGUAUGGAUUCUCACGGUUUAAUAACACAUUCGCUGCACAUCACUUGUGAAGGAUUUGAGGAAAAGAUGCUGAAUGACACGAUGAGAUCGUUUUGGGAACUGGAAUCCUUUGGAAUCCCAAACACAGAUCGAUCACUGUACGAUAAACUUCGUGACACAAUAGAGUUUCGUGAAGGAAGGUACGAAGUUCAACUUCCAUGGAAGGCACCGAGACUGGACCUUCCCAACAACUACGCGCUUAGUUUGAAGAGAUUGAAGGGGUUGCUUCGACGCCUCCGACACGACCCAGAUGUACUACGCGAGUAUGACAUGGUGAUCAAGACGCAGUUUGAGCAGGGGAUAGUUGAAUUAGUAGAGGAUUUGGCAAACAGGCCCGAUGUACACUAUUUACCUCAUCAUCCAGUAAUCCGAAAGGAUAAAAUGACCACGAAAGUGCGAGUGGUCUACGAUGCCUCGGCCAAAACGAGUGGGCCCUCUCUCAACGACUGUCUGGACCAAGGACCGAAAUUCGAUCAAAAAAUCCUUGACAUUCUUUGUCCGUUUAGAACCCAUCGAGUUGCUGUAACAGCCGAUAUCGAAAAGGCGUUUCUUAUGAUAUCUGUGGCAGCUAAGGAUCGAGAUUUCUUGCGGUUCUUGUGGGUGGACGAUGCAGUUAAGGACGAGCCGAGAAUUGUUGUGUAUCGGUUCGCUAGAGUGGUAUUUGGGGUGAAUGCCAGCCCCUUCUUGUUGAACGCCACCAUCCGACACCAUCUUGAAAUACACGCGGACACACACCGUGAAAUUGUUUCCAAGGUGAUACGGUCGAUCUAUGUCGAUGAUAUUGUAACAGGUUCACAAUCGGAAGAGCAAGCUUAUCAGUUGUACAGUGAAGCUAAAACCUUGCUGAAGACGGGUGCAUUCAACUUGCGAAAGUUUUACACUAAUGCAACGAGAUUGCAAGCUAAGGUGGACCUCGAGGAGUCGGCACAGCAUCAAGAUGAGCCUAAGCCAAUGGAAACAUAUUCACAGUCCACACUGAGUGGCAAUGGAGAACUUUGCGAUGCUGAGCAAAGAAUUCUUGGAUUGAAGUGGAAUAUCACCUCAGAUCAGAUUAUCUUCUCAUUAGCCGAUUUGGCUGAACAAGCCCGAAGACUGGAGCCCACCAAAAGGAACGUCAUCAGCCUUAUCGGGAGGGUGUAUGACCCAUUAGGAUUCUUGGCCCCAAUUGUAGUGAGAUACAAGGUGUUCAUGCAGUCUUUAUGCAAGGCCAAGAUUGGCUGGGACGAGAAAAUACCGGAGGCCUCGAUAACGCAGUGGAGCAAACUCGUGUUGGCUUUGGAAGAUGCGCAGCCUUUGACAAUUCCUAGAUGCUACCUGGAAGCUGUGCAAGGUGAAGUGCUUUCCUAUCAGCUUUGCGGCUACUGUGAUGCCUCACUGUCAGCGUACGCUGCAGUUAUCUAUUUGUUGAUUGAGACCAAAGACAAGACUCACAUGCGAUUUGUGGUUGCCAAAACGAGAGUGGCACCUUUGAAGAAACAAACUGUACCUAGACUUGAGCUUCUCUCAGCAGUAUUGCUCGCAAGAUUAAUGAACACGACAAAAUUGAGUUUGAACCCAGAGAUUGAGAUAUCCUCCUUUCACUGCUUCAUUGACUCCCAAGUCGCUCUAUGCUGGAUAAGAAAUAUAGGAAAGUCAUGGAAGCCGUUCGUGCAAAACAGAGUGUCAGAAAUUCGAAACCUGUUCCCAGUUGAGUGUUGGAAUCACAUACCAGGCGUUGAAAAUCCUGCUGAUGUGCCCUCAAGGGGAACUACACCUCUCGAAUUAUUGGUGAACAAAUUGUGGCGAGACGGUCCUAGCAUGCCAUUUAGGUAUUCUGACAAAGCAACCGAUGACGACCUUCCCUCGGAAUGCCUCGAAGAGCUCCCGGCAAGCGAGAAACGAGCCGUACAUGGUCUUUUGACAAUCGAGGAGUCUUCUGUUACGAACCUCAUUCAGGUCAAUAAUUUUAGCGAUAUCAACAAACUUGUCAAUGUUCUCACCUACGUAUUGAAGUUUUGUUCCUAUAUGAAGAGACUCAUAUCUCCUACCACAGUUUGUAAAAAUGAAAGAAUGAUUGCCGAAGUACUCCUAAUAAAGGAAGCACAACUGUUGCUGAGAGAUCACAAGAAUUUCUUAAUGUGGGAGAAGCAGUUGUUCCUUUUCGAAGAUGAACAUGGAGUUUUGAGAAGUCGAGGGAGAAUUGCCAAUGCAACUUUACCAUACUCGACCAAGCACCCUAUUAUUUUGCCGAGUGACCAUCCUCUGACAACAAUGUAUAUCCGCCAAUCUCAUAGUCGAGUGCUACACAACGGUGUAAAGGAGACCCUCACCGAACUCAGGUCACGAUUCUGGGUGAUAAAGGGAAGAAGUGUAGUCAAGCAAGUUCUUCACAGUUGCAACACCUGCAGACGACACGAAGGAAUGUCCUGCCGAGUACCACCACCCCCCCCAUUGCCUACUUUUAGAGUUCAAGAAGCACCACCCUUUACGAGCACUGGUGUUGAUUUUGCUGGACCAUUGUACGUCAAGCAUCCUGGUGGAGUGCAAACGAAGGUUUGGAUAGUAUUAUACACUUGUUGUGUUACCAGAGCUAUCCACCUGGACCUUGUGAGUGACAUGUCGGCACCCGUUUAGCGCGAGGAGAGGCUUACCUGCAAUGAUGA